Nilaparvata lugens (brown planthopper) is the source of this 7103-nucleotide messenger RNA. RefSeq names its product nuclear pore complex protein Nup205 (gene Nup205). The record is from RefSeq and is a predicted model, not a curated record. Bases 150 to 6062 code for a protein of 1970 amino acids. Gene Ontology annotation, molecular function: structural constituent of nuclear pore. Gene Ontology annotation, biological process: nuclear pore organization. NCBI's taxonomy places the organism in Eukaryota, Metazoa, Arthropoda, Insecta, Hemiptera, Delphacidae. The transcript is spliced from 29 exons. Gene Ontology annotation, cellular component: nuclear pore inner ring; nuclear pore.
CUAAGUUUCCUUACUGUAUGUAUACUGUGCCGGCGCCUCAUGCAUUUGCUUGAUAAAUAAAUACGUUACUUUCAAUUUGGAAUAGCCUAAUUUGGUUGUAAUGUUAUAUUAUUUAUUGUUGCUUCUAAUAUAAUUAGUUUUUUCAUAAAAUGGAAGGUAAACCUAAUGAAGACAUGUGGACUCCUUUCAAGGAAUUACUCACGGUUGUUGAAGGAGCAGUAUCUAAAAAUGUCGACAGUGUUUUAGAACAGUUAGAGAAGUAUCUUCAAAAACAUAAACAGAAUUUCCUGACACUUCUGAAAAAUCCUCCUAAAAAUGCUAAAAGCCGAGAAGACUUGCAGAAAGGCAUCACAGAGGGGUUUCGUCUGCCUGGUCUUGGUCAGCAGACAUUACCUAAAGAAUUGGUCGAGGAGGCAUUAAUCAUAUCCGACAUGUAUGAUCUUGACGAAUAUAUGGCGCUGGAUCUUCUUGUUAUUGCUGAGUACCAGAUGCCUCACCAUCCGGGCCUGACUCGCGGCCUGGUGGCCAUCCUUCUGUACUACGAUGGGCGCAAGGCGCUGACACAGGCGCUGCGAGUGCUGGUGCAGGCGAGGCAGGGAGUGCUCUGGAUGGUCGAGUCGCACCCCGACAUCUCCAACUACAUCACCCACUUCACCGACCAACUCGCCAACGACGGACUCCUAUCAAAAGUUCUCACCACAUUGGAGUCACUAGACCUCUCGCAGGAGUUGGCUUUACUGCAGAAAAAUCGAGCUCUGGGCGGACCUCGGCAUCACCAUCAGGUGAUCGAACUGUUCCAAGGCAUUCGACAGACCCUGGCUGACAUUGUGUACUUGUGGUCGGCCCAGAGUGGACUGCCUAAACAGCCUACCCUCGAAUUGAUCGGUCUACUGAAACGCACCAAAAUAGAAGAAGAUGCGGUGGGUGGUGUCGACAGCGUAACAUUGGCCUUGGAGAUGGCUCUGCUCUGUGCCAUGGAUGUCAGCAUACUUCAUAAACGAGAAGAUGGAGAAGAGCUAGCAGAAAAACUGCCCUUGCUGCAGCAGUGUGGUCUUGUGAAUGAUUUGAUAGUUGAAUUCAUGCCGGAGCCAGCUGAUUGUUCGAAUAAGAAGUCGUGGGCAUGUCCUGGUCUGAAAGCGUUGGCGCAGCUAGCAUGGGGUGUGUCUCUGGCCACUCUGCGCAUGGCACCUCCUUCGCUACAGCAGCAAGGCAUUGUUGAUGAAGAUGACUUACUGGUUGAUGCAGCAGUUGAUGAGAAAGUCUUCCAUUUUCUCAAUACAACUUUUCUUCUCAAUGAGAACAUUCACAAAGAGGAAUUCUAUUUGAGAAGAUUGCACAGUUUGUUGACGGACUUCAUAGUACUGAUGCCUUUGAAAGUGAAAGAACUGAGAAAUCGAGCCGAUGAAGCCGCCAAGACAGUGCAAGCCUAUGCUCAAGAAGGGCUUGAUCCUCCUGGCACGUUGCCGCAACAUUUCGAACAACUGCUGCUGACACUUGCCACACUUUAUAGCAAAGAUCCGCUCAAUUUGAACUUGGAACUGGAGUAUUGGUGCCCGCCCGAAGGCAUUGUCUCCACAUCCUACCCGUACAGGUCACCACCCAGACAGGUUUCGCUUUUCAAGUUUGUGCGUCAGUCGGGUGAUUUGCUGCCGCCCACCCUGUUUGUGCCCUACAUGAAGAUGUUGGCAUCCCUGUCAAGCAGUCAACAGGCUGCCAGGCAGUGCUUCACGCUUUUGAAACUCAACAAUCAUGGCUCAGUCACCUGGGAUCACUUUUUCACAUCUUUGAAUAGGUAUUACUGCAAUCUAAGACAGGAAGCUGCUCCAACAUCAGACACCAUCUACCGCCAUCGUUCUUUCACUAAAGGGAUCACGCCUCAAGAAAUCCAAGGCCUUCUCGUAGUCCUUGGAGUCAUCAGAGCAGUCGCUGAAAAUGAUGAAGUGUCGCGCUUGGCACUGUGUGAAAACCCGACUUGGGCGCCUCUGUCCAUCCUACUUGGUCUGGUCAGCUGUUGUGUGCAGAUAUCACUGAAAGCCGAGUUGCUACUCACGUUGGCAGCUCUGGCCAAGUCGCCCGACACUGCUGCCACCUUGUGGCACAAUCUCGAAGCUUCGCAAAUCGUCGUCACUGUUCCAACAACGUCCAGCUAUCAGCCAAGAGGAAUACAGACGGAACUGGAAGAGCUGGAAUCGCGGAACGAGGAGUUUCCGUUGACGCGGGCAAUGCUGCGCCUGUUGGAUGUGCUGACCGAUGUGCCAGUGCCCCGUCUGCUGGGAGUCGGCUCCCGCACCCCUGGCUUCGACCCCUAUCUCACCUUCGUGCUCCAGUCGGUCCUCCUCAGGUUCAAUACCCGUUCCUACAAGAACCCACAAGAAAAGUGGGAAGUGUGUCGCAGCUGCAUGCAGCUUCUGGUGAAGCUGUUGAGCCAGUACGAGCCUCAGACCGAGGACUUUGUCGGGGGUGGGAGUGGUGGCGGUGACGGGGGCGGCCAGGGAGGGGGAGCGGGAGCAAGCCAGUCUCAGGUCAACCCUCCGCCCGGCCAUCACAUCAUGAUCAAUCUCUGCUCUACCUCUGAACUACUGCGCAUGGUGCUGCACAUAAUCGACGAUGGCUGCCACAUGCUGGACACGUACUCGAUAUUCGCGGGGAAGGCUCAGCUGGAGGCAUCGACUGCCAGCUGCCUGCAGCUGUUGGACACGGCACUCGGCCUGCAGCACAGGUUCCUGCACACGCUGUCAGCUGCCAACAGCUGUCUGCUGCUCACGCCACUCAGCAAGCUGCUGCUUGGCAUCAAUGUGCGCACCGGCAAGCCAGACCAUCUGCUCAACAUUGCCAAGUAUGUGACGUACAACAGCUGGCUCCCCAACCAAUCGUUGUUAGCGGUGAGAAUUCUGUUGGCCGUCACUCUACAUCCGACACCGCAGUCUCAUAUUGUCUCAGUAUUCACGUCGACUCCACACCUCAAAACAUUCAUUCGCCAUGGAUUUGUUGAAUGUUUGGAGGCUUACAAUGAUGAAUCUAGUACAAAUUCCGAUGGAGAAGAAGACGUAGGGGUUGUUGGUAAAACCAAAGAAGCCAUUUGUAAAUUGCUUCUACAAUGUCUAAACCAUAAUUCACCCAAUCUAUCUCAUUACCUAUUGGGAUUUGAAUUGAAUAAAGAUAUUAGGCAAACAAUCUUUCAACAGCCAGGUGUGCUGGGAUUCCCGCGCACAUGUCUGCAUUCGGUUGUGAGCCUGCUGUCCAGUUCGCUGCGCGCACGUUCGGAUCCCACCUGUCAGCCGCCGCAUGCGAAGCUGAUUGAGCUCUGCUAUCGCCUCAUCUUCGCACUGGCAGCCAACUCCAGAACCUCCGAAUCCACGCUGCGAUUUCUGAGAUCUGGCGAAUUUCUGCAAAGACAUGUGGCUGCUCUACCUUUCCGCUCAGACAAGAAAGGCUCGGACAUGAACCAGAUGAACUGGCUACUGAAGACAGUGGCCAUCGAGCUGAAGAUAACAUUCUCGAACAAACAGCUGUCGCAGCUGAAUAGCCUGAUGGGGCUGCUGGUGUCGGUGGCGGCGGGAGGGGGGUCAGGUAACCCCCACCACGUAGACGUAGCAGACAGCGACAUGCAGACGGCGCCCGUCCUCGCCUCCCAGUUGACUCACACCUUCUCCACCAAUAUCACUGCUAACCCCCUGAACCAACAACUUAUUCUGAGGCUGCUCAAAGAAUUCGAAUUCUCAGUUGAGGCAACCCAACCACCAAAUUGGGAGUUUUUCGAUGGAUCGCAAAUUGAACUAGUGAUGAAGCAGUGCGAAACUGUAGUUGGUUCUGGCCUUAAACUGAUUGAUUUGAAAAUGCUGCACAGAAUACUAAUUGAAGAACUCGCAUCCAUCCAAGGAAGCUCUACAGCCAAUCAGAGACAGCUCAUAUUCCAAGAAAUUCAGUUGGUCCUAAAACAUGCUCUGAAGCUAAAUAACCAGCGCAGCAUAGCAUCUUCGACUACGCACUUCUUGGACGCGUGGAGACAAGUGACUGAGGUCAUGUUCGCUGUAGCUCUGCCGGAAUCGCUUCCUUUUGAGACGCAAUUCUGUCUUCUGCUCGAAAUCCUCAACGAACUACUUACCAAAGUUCAAGCAAACAAUGUACUGGCACAGAUAGCCAGCCUAUCUUCGGACGCUAUUCUACUUUUGUCAGUUGAUCUGCGCAAUAUCUUCAUCUCUGAGCAAAGUCGAGUGGUGUCAAGUGGAAUCGAAAGCAUCAACCAUCUCAAUGCUCUCAUCCAUUCCAGGGAGAACAUUUUAAAAAAUAUAAUGUCUUCAGUACUCAAGUGGAUUCUAAGCUGUGGAGUGGCGUCACAGAAGAUCCGAGUGAACCUGUACGCGUCGCUGCUGAACCUGCUGCACCUGACGCGUCAACAGAGCCCGGUCAGAGUGGAAGCCAAUGCCAACACAAGCGUCUACAGCAGCUUGAUGGAGACCAUCGAUGACGAAGGCAGUGGCAGUGGCAUCUCCUCCAAGAACACUGCCCUUGAAGUGCUCUCCAGCUUCGGCGAGAGAUUGAUCACUGUCAUCUGUUAUGACUGCUCUGGCGGUCAUGAUGUCUGCAAGAUGCUUGCCUUGUCCUGUUUGGAUAUGAUGAUUGAACUGGACUCUCUGGGCACAUGGGUCUCCUUCCUAUCAUCAAGGGGCUACCUCAGGUGCCUUAUCGACAGUUUAUUGGAAUCAGAUAAGCAGCUAUGUGAAAUUCUGUCUCCGUCACUGAAGACACUUCGGCCACUCUAUGUUUAUGAAUCUAAAAUGGCAGUGCUAUGUCGGGUAGCGUCAACCGUGAUGGGGUCGGAACUGCUGCUGGAGCAGAAUGCAGUGUCGUGUCUGUCAGCGAUGCAGGUGUUGGACUGCCACCCGGACAUCAUCACCAGCAUAGCGCGGCCAGCCUCCUCCACAACGCCCGACCUCGACAACAUUCCGUCGGUCAGCGCCAGGUAUCUGCAGAUAUUCUCGCCGGCGCUCAGCCUCUGCGAAACUGUGCUCACCUCGCUCGGAGUCGAGAAUGAAUCGGCUGUUGUGCAAGUUAUCUAUUUCUUGCUGAGCCACGGAGACAUGGUGACAAUGGUGUUGAGAUCUGGCAGUCCGUUCCUGCCGCUGGAAGAAAUGAAGGAGUUGGCCCAACUCACCGGCGUCAUAGCCAGGUCGACAAACAUGUCCAUCAAGAAGAGAAUCACUGAGGGCACAGAAGAAAUAAUAGCGGCUCUGGAGAGCACGUCGCACUUGCACCGAAUCGAGAAGUUGAUGCUCACUUUGCUUGGUCAGUUCGUAGUCACCGACGAACAGAUGAAAGACAUUGCCAAUGCGGCUGAUCGCGACUCCAACAAUGCACACAAAAAGUCUGAACUCAUUAACACCUAUCUUCAGGUGGCUGCUAACUUGUUGAUGUACGCACGAAACCUGGUGGUGAGCAGAGGAGCGGACAGACGCGUGACGUCAGUGGUGCUGCAGCCGACACUGCAGGACGGCGAGGCCAGCCUCGGAGUGGUCAUCCAGCAGAUGGUGCUCUGUGUCAAGCACUACCAUCGCGAGAACAGUGUUCGCCAGUUCCUCUCGCAGCACCUCCACUCUGUCUCCAACAUGAACACCGCCAACGUCAAAGAGUUCCUCCCCGAAGAUCUGGUCAAUUACGGGGCGAUCGACGAAUGCCGCCAACAGGCCGGACAGGUCUUGCAGUCGCGUGUCACCGAGAAACUCCAGCAAAUCCAACUCUAUCAGCUCAUAAUCGAGCACUGCUUGUAUCUGCUCUGGUCGCAUCUCGACUAUUACAUGCUCAGAGCCAUUCCCAACAAAACGCUAGGCCUCGACAAAUCAGCCAGCUCACUCGGACGAUCAAUGCAAAUGGGCGACAUCACGUGGGAUGUUAGCGUCAACGAAAUCAACAACCUCAAACAAGGCUUGAUUUCCAUACUGAACGAUUCCUUUUGUAAGAAUCUUGUUGAAACUACUGAUGAACAGACAUCGACUGAUAAAGGAUUCAUUGAGGCGCUUCUGCGAAGAAUCAAGAAGCUUAUACAGUUUGUACCAUGUAAAUAGUGGAUAUCACCGGAUCAAACUUGUUUUCUGAAUUAUUUAAUUGGUAGUGUUUACUGUGAAAAUAUUUGGACAAACUUUUCAGUUUGUUAUUUAGGUUAUCAAGUUUUGUGAUGAAACUAGGAAAGAUUUAGGGCUCCAUCAUUACAUAUGGAUUUUUGUGUCAUUGUUGUUGAUCAAUUCUCAAUCCCAAAUAUAAAUCACAGGAAACUUCUGAUAAAUACUCAUUACUAGUUUAUAAUUAUUUUAUAUCGUAGGCAUAUACUUUUACUGGUAUAAAACCUUUGGAAUCAUACUUACAAUCCUUCCUGGAACGUUUUUUUUAUAAUAUGUCAAACUGUUGUUCAAAUUAAGUUUUUAAAUCCUAUUAAAGAGUUUUAUAAACUUGAUAAAAUUAUUGAAUUAAAUUCAAAAUUAUUCUGUGAAUUAUGUUUUUUCGUUUAAAGUUUUAGUGUUCAGUGUUCAAUGCGUAAUUAUUUUGCUAGAAUAUUUUAAUGCCUUUUUCAGUUUUUAUUUUUGUUCACAUUUUUUUCCAAACAGUAUUGUGGAUUCAUAAUAAAUCUAUUACAAUUGAAAAAACAAUAGGCCAGUAAAACAAAUUCAUACAAAGGUCGAAGGUCAAGUAACAGUCGGAAGCUGAAUUAGAAGGAGACUAGAGUUUGAAAGUUAAUUGCCAAAUUGUAGGAGUACUGCAAAGGAGUUAGGGUAAAUCAUAUACCGUAAGGUGGGAUGGGACCCUUGUGCAUACUCCCACUACUUGAUUUAUUCCCAAAUAAAUACUAAUUUUUAGUAGCAAAAAAGUGGUGAAAGAAGUUUUUCCAAGUUGAAACUGAUAAAAACAUAUCUCAGAUCCACCAUUUGUCAGGACCACUUGAGUGGACUGGCAACAGUGGCCAUUGAGAAUGAUUUAUUAAACAAAAUGUACACUGACAACAUUCUCAACGAAUUUGCAAAACUGAAAGCAAGGAAAAUCGCUUUUUAAUGUAAAGUAUAAAUGUUUCAAGUCUUCGAGUAAAUAAAUUGUUUAAUUUCUUUAAAACUGAU